AUGAGCGGUAAUCGACUGGAAUUCGAAAACCCAAUAGAGGAUUCGAUUUCGAGGCUCAGAUUCUCCCCCGAAUCGAACAAUCUACUUGUUGCUUCUUGGGAUUCUUAUCUGAGAUUGUAUAAUGUUGAGAGGUCUUCGCUAAUUGUGGAAUUGUACUCUCCGGCUGCUCUUCUUGAUUGCUGUUUCGAGAAUGAAUCAACUUCAUAUACCUCUGGUUCCGAUGGUUUCAUACGAAGGUACGAUUUAAAAGCCGGAACAGUUUAUACAAUUGGCAGACAUGACGACAUUGCAACAUCCGUUGUGUAUUCUUAUGAAAAAGGUGAAGUUAUCUCUACUGGUUUGGAUGAGAAGAUCAAAUUCUGGGAUCCAAGACAAGGAGAAAGUCUUCUGUUUUCGAUUGAUGGUGGUACAGCAGUGCGAUGCAUCACUGUAUCUGGAAACAACUUAGUAGUUUGCGUUGAAGCAUCAAUGCAUAUAUAUGAUUUGCGCAAUUUAGACCAACCUUUUCAGUCAUAUGCAUCACAAGUUGAGGUGCCAAUCAGAUGUGUCACCUCUGUGCCCCAUUCCAAAGGAUAUGCAGUUGGCUCAGUAGACGGACAAGUAGCCUUGGAUUUCCCCGAUACAUCAUGCUCUAGUGAGAUUAAAUACACUUUCCGAUGUCAUCCCAAGUCUAGGAAUGGAAGACUUAACGGUGCAUGCAUAAACGCAAUCGAAUUCAGUCCAUGUGGGUCAGGGACUUUUGUGACUGGUGACAACGAAGGCCACGUUAUCUCAUGGAAUGCGAAAAGCAGAAGACGACUCUUUGAGUUGCCAAGGUACUCAAACAGCAUCGCGUCUUUGGCGUUUAACCACACUGGAGAGCUCUUGGCAGUUGCAUCAAGCCACACUUACCAAGAAGCUAAAGAGAAGUGA
Molecule: messenger RNA, 912 nt
Organism: Arabis nemorensis
Lineage: Eukaryota; Viridiplantae; Streptophyta; Magnoliopsida; Brassicales; Brassicaceae
Source: the annotation of a GenBank genome assembly